AUGUCGUCAUACUCAGCUACCGCUGCUACGAGAAGAGGGUCGGUUGUACCGCCAUUAAGCGGUAUAGAAUCCAAUGGUGCACAAAAUCCCAUUCCACAAAAGUGUGACGUUCUUAUUAGUGGAACUGGUUUGGUGGAGUCGAUUUUGGCAGCUGCUCUUGCCUGGCAAGGAUCUUCAGUUAUUCACAUUGAUCCGAACCCAUACUAUGGAGAUUCGAAUUCAUGUUUUAACAUUGAUCAAUUACUUGCCUGGGUUGACCGGGUUAAUAGACCACCCAGCUCUUCAGAAUUGGCUGCAGAGCGAAUCUUUUCUAAUGCUCGUCUGUACAUGCCAAGGCCUCUGGAUUCUAAAAAAUUCCUAGUGGACUUGUCACCUAAGAUCAUGUUUGCCAGAUCAGAUCUGCUCUCACUUCUUAUUAAGAGUCGUGUAUUCCGAUAUCUCGAGUUCAAAGCUCUGGGUAAUUUCCAUACUUAUGAGAAUGACACAUUUGACAAAGUGGCUGGCAGCAAGGAAGAUAUCUUCACUGACCAAUCUCUUUCACUUGUCACCAAACGUAAUCUCAUGAGAUUUAUGAAGUUUGUACUGGAAUGGGAAGAAAACACUGAAUUGUGGAAACCUUAUCAAAACGAAUCAAUUGAGAAAUUUCUCACUGAGAAAUUUAAACUAGAACCUCAACAGAUUACCGAAUUGGUACUUUCCAUUGGUCUUUGUCAAAGUCUUGAAGUAGCAACACCAGUUGCUCUGUCUAGAAUAAAGAGAUACUUGGUGUCGCUUGAUAUUUAUGGUAACUUUCCUGUUUUGUUUUCCAUGUAUGGAGGUGCUGGUGAACUUGCUCAAGGAUUUUGUCGUUCGGCUGCAGUUGCUGGUGCCACUUAUAAACUUGGCACCGCCAUUACUUCUGUUGAUGACAAAUUAGUGACCCUUAAUGAUGGUAGUAGAAUCCAAGUGGCUGAAAAGAUCGUUCUGUCUCCCAGUUCUGCUGUUAAGAAGGAAAAUACUAAGAAUGGUAUUCUCACCCGUCUUGUUGCAUUUGUUGCAAAGGACUGUAAAGAGUGGUUUGCCGAGAAUGAGCAAGCUGCUUUGGUGGUUUUCCCACCAUCAACUUUAUCUACCAACAACAAGACUUCUGUUCAAGCCAUUAUUCUUGGAAGCGGUAGUGGUCAGUGUCCUGAGGGCGUGUCUGUCUGGUACCUUUCAUCUACUGAACAGGAUCCUACCAAAGCUCAAAGAGACCUUGAAGAAGCCUUUACCAAGCUGGAAGCCAGUAUUCUUCGUGAAUCGACUGAAGAUUUCGAGUUUGAGAAUAUCGAUGAGAGUGAUGUGUCUUACCGUCCUGAUGGCAUGCCCGUGCUCUCCUCUGUCAAACUCGGCCAAUCAAUGCAAAACUUUGUUCCCAGAGAGAAGCUUCAGUAUCUGCUUAAACUUUCCUUUGUGGAGAAAGUGGAAUAUAGUGCACAACCAGAUGCGCCAAUUCUACCGGAAGAAACUCCUGAAGCAUCACCAGCCACAGUUUUACGAGCACCAUACGGAUUAUCUGAAAUCUCCUAUGACGGUAUUUUGACACAAGUAAAGAACCUGUACACAAAGAUUGUGGGUUCUGAUGAUGACUUUUUUGAUGUCGAUUUUGAAGAUGAAGAUGAGGCCAGCGCUGGUGCAAACCAAACCAACAGCUCCGCACCCAAUGCUAUCGAUGCUUCUACGGUCAACCAAAUUGAUUCCCGAGAUGACGACAUCGACGAGUUUGGCCAGGAUAUGGAGCUCUAA
This is a messenger RNA of Sugiyamaella lignohabitans, 1764 nucleotides long. RefSeq names its product Mrs6p (gene MRS6). The record is from RefSeq and is a predicted model, not a curated record. The transcript has a single exon. Gene Ontology annotation, biological process: vesicle-mediated transport; small GTPase-mediated signal transduction; protein geranylgeranylation. Gene Ontology annotation, molecular function: GDP-dissociation inhibitor activity. Bases 1 to 1764 code for a protein of 587 amino acids. Gene Ontology annotation, cellular component: cytoplasm; cytosol; Rab-protein geranylgeranyltransferase complex. NCBI's taxonomy places the organism in Eukaryota, Fungi, Ascomycota, Dipodascomycetes, Dipodascales, Trichomonascaceae.